Messenger RNA from Spinacia oleracea (spinach), 1736 nucleotides. Its product is annotated as protein JINGUBANG. NCBI's taxonomy places the organism in Eukaryota, Viridiplantae, Streptophyta, Magnoliopsida, Caryophyllales, Amaranthaceae. The record is from RefSeq and is a predicted model, not a curated record. Gene Ontology annotation, molecular function: protein binding. Bases 195 to 1457 code for a protein of 420 amino acids. The transcript has a single exon.
GUUGCACCCUCCCCUUUCCAUUUAUCCCUUGAACAAAGUAAUCCUCCCUCUCUAGUCUCUUGUUUAAUUCCAUCACGCUUUCCUCCCGCUCCUCCCUUCCUCUUAUGGAGUAAUAUAUAUAUCCUUUCUUCAUCUCUAACACCUUAUUUUCACUCAUAUUUUCGAUUUCCAUUAAAUACAAUACAAAUAUUACAAUGUGUUCCAUCCUUGUUAACCCGAAAAGAUCAUUAUCAACCCCUCUUCUAUACCUAUCUAGCAGCGCUACCGAAAGCAAUAGCAGCAGCAGCAGCAGCAGUAGUAUCAGUAGCGAUGCGGCGGAAGAUAACCCGUAUUGUUAUUCAAGGCAAUUCGAUCUUAAUGAUGUGAAAAUGUUAGGAGGGUUGUCAAAAUCAUAUAAACUCCUAGAUGUACUUUCGGGUCAUGUAGGAGCAAUUUCAUGUUUAGCCUUAUGUGGCGAAUUUGUGUUGAGUGCUUCCCAAGGAAAAGACAUUAUUGUAUGGCAACAACCUGAUUUACGCCUUUUUACAAAGUUUGGUACGGGGGAAGGCUCGGUCAAGGCUCUUGUCACCGUGGGUAAUAAGGUGUUUACAGCCCACCAAGACACCCGUAUUCGGGUUUGGAAGGUUUCUCGGAGGUCUGAGAACGUGUUUCGUCUACUCAAUACGCUCCCUACGACAAAGGAUUAUUUAGGGAAGUGUAUGAAACAGAGUAAUUACGUCCAAAUUAGAAGACAUCAUAAGAAAUUAUGGAUUGAACAUGCUGAUAGCAUCUCUUGUUUAGCAGUUGAGAAUGGAUUCAUUUACUCAGGAUCUUGGGAUAAGACUUUGAAAGUAUGGAGAUUAUCGGAUUUAAAAUGCUUGGAGUCAAUUAAAGCUCAUGAUGAUGCUAUUAAUGGCUUAAUUGCUAAAAAUGGGAUUGUCUACUCUGCCUCCGCAGAUGGCAAAAUCAAGGUUUGGGGUAAGGACCUAAAUAACAAAAACUCAAACUCAAACUCAAACUCGAGUUGUCAUAGGUUGGAGGGGGUGCUAGAGGGUCAUAAGGAUGUUUCGAUGAACGCAGCCCUCGUCGUCGUCGAAAAUGGCAAUGAGAGGGUGUACGGAGGAGCAUCAGAUGGAUACUUAAUGGGGUGGGAAAGGGAAAGGGAAAAAGAAGGGGAAUUAUGGAAGUUGGUAGUUGAGAUAAAAGCACACCAAUUAUCAAUUUUGUGUUUAAGUUUAAUGGGAGAUAUUUUAUGUAGUGGAUCAGCUGAUAAGAGUAUUUGUUUAUGGAGAAAAGAUGGAUUAAGAGGGGAGAUUAGCAAAGUUGGAAUCAUUAGAGGACAUGAAGGUCCAAUUAAGUGUUUGCAAGCAUCACCUAAUUGUGUUGGAGGUGGAUUUUUGUUGUAUAGUGGAAGUCUUGAUAAAACCCUUAGAGUUUGGUGGGUUUCUAAAGAUAUUAAGGAUACAGAGGAACUUUGAUUUUCAACCAACAUUAUUUCAUCAAUUUUUUAAAAAUAAACUUUGUUUUUUGGGUGUUUUAUUUUGAUUUACUACAAAUUUUUUUAAUGCCAAAACAUCUUUCAGUUGACGAAAGAUUAGAAUUGGUCAUUAUUUUUUGAGAUUGGCCAAGGCUUUACAUGUUCAUUGUACUAUUUGAUUGAAUUUUUUAUGUUAAUUGUAUGAUACUUGAUAUAUUCUUUGAUGAUUGUAUACUUUUUUGUUUACCAAAAAAUGGUUGUAUAAAGAUCGAUGAGCAGU